Messenger RNA from Sphenostylis stenocarpa, 540 nucleotides. The record is from the annotation of a GenBank genome assembly. Lineage: Eukaryota; Viridiplantae; Streptophyta; Magnoliopsida; Fabales; Fabaceae.
AUGAUCAUUCCUGAGAAGAACCGUCGUGAGAUCUGCAAAUACCUCUUCCAAGAGGGAGUUUGCUAUGCGAAGAAGGACUUCAAUCUGGCGAAGCACCCGGAUAUUGAUGUUCCAAAUCUUCAGGUCAUAAAAUUGAUGCAGAGUUUCAAGUCUAGGGAGUAUGUGCGCGAGACAUUUGCAUGGAUGCAUUAUUACUGGUUCCUCACCAACGAUGGAAUUGAGUUCCUCAGGACAUACCUCAACCUUCCCUCAGAAAUUGUUCCUGCCACUCUCAAGAAGCAGGCCAAACCCGCCGGAAGACCAUUCGGUGGCCCACCUGGUGAUCGCCCCAGAGGUCCACCACGCUUUGAUGGAGAAAGGAGAUUCGGUGGCGAUAGAGAUGGAUACCGUGGAGGUCCCCGGGGACCUGGUGGUGAUUUUGGAGACAAGGGUGGAGCUCCUGCUGACUACAGACCUUCAUUUGGGGGUCCUGGUGGAAGGCCUGGUUUCGGUCGUGGUGCUGGUGGUUUUGGAGCACCAACUAGUUCAAACAUUCCUUAA